Molecule: messenger RNA, 910 nt
Organism: Sipha flava (yellow sugarcane aphid)
Lineage: Eukaryota; Metazoa; Arthropoda; Insecta; Hemiptera; Aphididae
Exons: 3
Coding region: 41-745 (234 amino acids)
Source: RefSeq, a predicted model, not a curated record
UUUCUAUUUUUUCAUUUUGAAAGUACUUAAAACUAACGUUAUGAAAAAACAAUUCGAUAUAUUUAAAUUUUUGGAAGAAUACGAGAAGUUUCAUUGUUUAUGGGAUAAAGAUAGCGCUGAUUUUAAAAUAAGAGCAAAAAGAGACAGUGCUGAAGAAUAUCUACUUAAGACUUUUAACAUAACUACUGUGAAAGAAUUAAGACAAAAAAUAAGAAGUAUAAGAUGCACUUAUAAUCAAGAAGUGUCAAAAAUCAAAUCAUCAAUUACAACCGGGUCAGGUUUAAAUACCGUAUAUAAACCAAAAUUGGUUUGGUUUGAAUUUGCAAACAGUUUUUUAAAAAAAACUCAUCAAAAUAAAAAUGAAACAUAUACUAAUUUAAAUGAUUCUACACUAUGUUCAUCAAUGAUAGUUGACUUAAAUUUAAGUCAAAUUGGAUUCGAUGCACCAAAUUCAGCCACAUCAUUGACUACAGUUAAUCGUUCUAAACCAAUAAAAAAAAAUUCUAAUACACUUGAUAAAACUUUAACAAACAAGGAUCUAUUAUGUGUUCACGAUCAUUUUAAACUUCCUGUACAGCAGGACGAUCGUUUUGAUAUUUUUGGGAAAAAUGUGGCUAUGAAGCUGCGUGAUCUGACUAAAGAACAGCGUAUUUUUGCUGAAAAUAUUAUUAACGAAGCUCUAUUCUUAGGUGAAAUGGAUACAUUGACUAUAGACCACAAAAUAUUAGGUUCUCCAUAUAAUUAAUGUCCACUAAUAACCACGAGUAACCGAGUACCAAAGUUAUGACAAUCAACAUUAAUUUCUUUGAAUAUUUUUUUUAUCCUUUAAAUUUAAUAAUAGGUCAAAUACAAGUAUAACCUCGAUCUUUUAUAACAUCUUGUAAUAUUGAAUAUACAUUAGUUUGCCAAC